Molecule: messenger RNA, 1770 nt
Organism: Lutra lutra (Eurasian river otter)
Lineage: Eukaryota; Metazoa; Chordata; Mammalia; Carnivora; Mustelidae
Gene: TMEM52
Product: transmembrane protein 52
Exons: 5
Coding region: 381-1352 (323 amino acids)
Source: RefSeq, a predicted model, not a curated record
GGGUACCGGCUCCUCGCCCUGGCCAGACAAGGCCCGCCACCCUGCACCUUGCAGUGCUGACCCCUCACUUAGCCCGACCGCCAGAUGGUGGAGUAGAGGCCAGAGGGUCGCAAGCUCCCAGGGCCGCUAGCCUGGUGAGAAGAGCGGUGGGGGAGAAACGGCCCCCAGGCUUUCCUGGCAGAAUGGACAGCAGGCAUUCUGUGACCCCAGGCCCGGGGACCACAGAGGCGACACGCCCCAGCUUGGGCAAGUCUUUGAAGGCCAGGGAUCUGGAAAGGUGGUUAGCGCCGCAUGGGCCCGCCCCGGACUCCGGGGGGCCCGCGCCCGGCCAGCCCCAGGCAGCCCCAGGCAGUCGGCACCCGCGCACGCGAGCCAAGUAAAUGCCGCCAAGCACCAGGCUGGGAGCGCCCCGGACCCUCACCGUCGCACCCUUGACCUUGAGCGCCGCGAGGGUGAGCGCCACCGUACUCCGAGGCCACACCCCGUGCAGCCCGGGCGCACCGAGCCUCUCUGCACGACAGGCCUGGCCCGGCCGGGACCCGGCUCUGCGCCCUGGCCGAGGGCAACACGCCCCUCCCUCCGCCCAGACCCCAAGCGCGCCCACGCGCUGGACCUGCGUGGAGGGCGGGGCCGUGGGGCGGGGCUCUCUCGCUGGGCGUGGCUUCGAGAGGCGGUACCUCUGGGGCGGGGCUUCGGGCCAGGGGAUCCGGGGUGUGGCCGCGGGACCGGCCUCCGACGGGCGGGGCGAUGGGCGUGGCCACGCGCUCGGGGCGGGGCUUGUGGGGCGGGGUCUCCAUAAAGCGGCGUGGCGGGCGGGCACCCGCUCCCCGUCGGCGCUGAGCAUGGUGGUGGGGGCGCCGGCCUCCCGGGCGCUCCUGCUGCUGCCGCCGCUCCUGCCGCUGCCGCAGGUGGCGCUGGGCUUCGCGGACCGCAGCUGCGACCCCUCGGACCUGUGCCCGCCCCAGGCCCGCUGGAGCAGCCUGUGGCACGUGGGGCUUAUCUUACUCGCUGUCCUGCUGCUGCUACUGUGUGGGGUCACAGCCAGCUGUGUCCGGUUCUGCUGCCUCCGGAAAAGGGUACACAGCCAGCCACACCUGCCACCAACACCUCAGCCUUGCGACCUGACGGUCAGCCCUGUGGACAGUGACAGCCCCGUGCACAGCACUGUGACCUCUUACAGCUCUGUGCAGUACCCGCUGGGCGUGCGGCUGCCCCUUCCCUUUGGGGACCUGGACCUCGACUCCAUGACCCCUCCUGCCUACAGCCUGUAUGCCCCUGAGCUGCCACCCUCCUAUGAAGAGGUUGUCAAGAUGGCCAAACCCAGACAGGAAGAGCCACCGACCUCUCAGUAACCCCGUCUCCCCCUGGGGCCUGAGGCCUAGAGACAUCGGCGGGGCUCCAGGGGCCAGCUCCAAUGCCCUAGCAGCCCUGGCUGUUGUCCUGGCGCCCUCAAAAGCAGAAGAAAACUCUCUCGAACCUCCCAGUUGUGCCAGCCACCUUGUGCUCAGAAGGGACCCCCCCCAGCACACCCCUACCGCCCUUCCCCAGGGAAGGUCAGCCCGUCCAGCACAUUGCUGUAGCCUUGGCCUUGUUGCUGUGUAACGCCAGGCCGCCCGGCCAGCUGGCCCUGCGUUGGCCGCACACAUGAACCCACACUUGGGCACGCACACGGGGGCUGCUGCGUUCAGCCCUGACCCCACAGGCCUGAGCCUCGGGGCUAGCUGUGACACCCCCAGCUUUUUGGAGAGAAUAAAGUUUGUACCUAAGUGA